AUGGAGGGAAAGCGAACGGUGCGAUUCGGCUGCAGGACAACAACCAUUCUGCUGUGCAUUUUCACAACCGUGACGGUUCAAACACAGGCACUGAAGACGAACCUGACUAUUAUGGGGUUCUUCCCGAACUCGGAGGCCGGUUUUGACGGGAGUGAAGGCAGCGGAGUGCCGGCGGCCGUGGAGCUAGCUCUUCAGGAUAUCAACGACAACAACAACGUGUUGGCUGACUACAACUUGGUCAUGCUUUGGAACGGAACUAAGUGCGAUCCUGCCAUAGGAACCAAAGUGUUCUUUGACGCCAUGUACCAGCUCCCUCCCAAACUGAUGCUGUACGGAGGCACGUGUUCCAGUGUGACGUCACUCAUCAGCAUGUCGGCGCCCUACUGGGACCUCACGCAGCUGUCUUACGACGUGACGUCACCCGAGUUCUCCGACAGGAAGAAGUACCCCACGUUCUUUCGAACCGUGCCCUCUGACCUGGACUUUAACCCGGCCAGACUGAGGCUGCUGAGGCACUUCAACUGGACACGUGUGGCGACGCUAUACCAGGACGAGCCAAAUCUGGCAAUAGUUCACAGCCAAUUGGAAAGUUCGCUUGUGAAGGCGGGGAUGAACUUCACGGCACAAGGGUUCGUGGACGUGGAGUCUGCCAGGCUGCGGAUGAAACAAAUCAAGGAUUCAGACGCUCGGAUCAUUCUGGGUCUCUUUGACGAAACCAUGGCCAGACAUGUCUUCUGUGAGGCUUACAAACUGAACCUGUACGGGAAGCGGUACGCCUGGGUUCUGAACGGACCCUACAGCAGGGGCUGGUGGAACGCCAGUGCGGACUGCACCCGGGACCAGAUGCGCACGGCUGUGGAGGGCGCGCUCGUUUCCAACUUCCUGGAACGGAGCUCCAGUAACCACAGGACAAUUUCCGGGAAGACGCCAGCAGAGUACGAGCGGCAGUACCACGAGCGCGUGUCCGGCAGAAGGACUGAGAACCGUUUCCACGGUUACGCCUAUGACGGCGUGUGGGUGAUCGCCCUGGCGCUGGACAAGGUCCUGAGACAGCUACAGCAGGAGGGGAACGUGCCCAGGGUCAAACUCACGUACGAGAGGCAAGAGGACAUGAAGAUGUUCAUGUUUGACGCUGUCAAAGAGACGGACUUUCAAGGCGUUACGGGAAAAGUGAGAUUCAGAGACGGCGAUAGGCUUGGGACAAUCCUGUAUGAGCAGAUCCAAGAAGGCUCCGAGGUUCGAGUUGGAGAAUACUUUGCAGAAAAUGAUUCAAUUGCUCUACACAACGUGCAAUGGCAAGGGGACAAUCCCCCUCGAGACAAGACCCUGCGAGUGGAGGAACUGAGGAGAGUUCCGCUGGCCCUGUACCUCAUGAUCAGCGUCAUGGCCAUGUUAGGGGUCUUCAUGGCCAUCGUGUUCCUCUUCUUCAACAUCAAAUACAGGAAUCAAAGGUUUGUGAAGAUGUCCAGCCCAUACCUGAACACGCUCAUCAUAGUGGGCUGCAUCCUGAUCUACCUGUUUGUGUGUCUCCUGGGUCUGGACGGAGCGCUGAUCUCUGAGACGACAUUUGAAGUACUCUGCACAGUGCGCACGUGGAUGCUGACGGUGGGCUUCACCCUUGCGUUCGGGGCCAUGUUCAGUAAGACCUGGCGAGUUCACGUCAUCUUCACCAACACCAAGAUGAAGAAAAUGGCGAUCAAGGACGUGAAGCUGUUCGGCAUCGUGGCCGUGCUUCUCCUGAUGGACAUCGUGAUUCUCACUACCUGGCAGGUCGUGGACCCGCUAACGAGGGGGCUACAGACGUUUCCCGCAGAGCCUGGGAGAGAAGUGACUGUGGUGCCGGUACUGGAACAUUGUGACAGCAACAACUUUACCCUGUGGCUGGCUGUCAUCUUUGUGUACAAGGGACUGCUUCUGAUCUUUGGCUGUUUCCUUGCCUGGGAGACCCGGCACGUGAACAUCCCUGCCCUGAACGACAGUAAGUACAUCGGCAUGAGCGUGUACAAUGUCGUCAUCAUGUGCGUCAUCGGGGCUGGCAUCUCAUUCGUCAUCAAGGACCGCCAGAACGAGGCCUUCGUGCUGACGUCACUCUUCAUCAUCCUCUGCACCACCAUCACGCUCUGCCUGGUGUUCGUGCCAAAGCUAGUGACCAUGAGAAACAUGGCGGCCGAGGAGAGGACAAAGUUCAAGUGCAUGCUGACCCGCCGCUCGGGGUCAAAGGGCACGGACUCUGACAAGCAGAUGUCGGCCGCAGAGAAAACCAGAAGACUCCUCAUCGAGAACUACAAACUCAAGAAAACGCUACAAGAUAAAGCGGAACAGCUGGACUCCCUGAUGAGACAGCUGCAGGUGGACAGCGACAUCGACGCUGAUGCAGAAACGACGUGCAGCUACGUCAGAGACACCUGUCAGGACUCCCCACGGUCACCCUCAAUGUCAGGCUCCCUGCUGAUAGUCCCUGAUGGACGGAAACACAAAUCAGGCAGCCUCGCCUCCUCUUACUCAGCCAGCAGUGCAGAACUGGACGCUUCAGACAUGAAAACGUCCUCUACCCAGUCAAGUGUUUCGUUCAACCUGCCGCCAUCUUUGUCCGGAAGCAACCUUGGGAACGAGACCAGCCAGGACAUCAAGAUGCACCGGAAGUGCAACGGAACCAGACUGGAUCCAGCGGAACAGAAUAAGACAGUUGUGAGAAAGCAAAUCCUGAUCACCAUGGUUACCAACGUAUAA
Branchiostoma belcheri (Belcher's lancelet) is the source of this 2730-nucleotide messenger RNA. Its product is annotated as gamma-aminobutyric acid type B receptor subunit 2-like. Lineage: Eukaryota; Metazoa; Chordata; Leptocardii; Amphioxiformes; Branchiostomatidae. Bases 1 to 2730 code for a protein of 909 amino acids. Gene Ontology annotation, molecular function: G protein-coupled GABA receptor activity. Gene Ontology annotation, cellular component: membrane; G protein-coupled receptor heterodimeric complex. Gene Ontology annotation, biological process: G protein-coupled receptor signaling pathway; gamma-aminobutyric acid signaling pathway. The transcript is spliced from 17 exons. The record is from RefSeq and is a predicted model, not a curated record.